Labeo rohita (rohu) is the source of this 1248-nucleotide messenger RNA. Its product is annotated as C3a anaphylatoxin chemotactic receptor-like. NCBI's taxonomy places the organism in Eukaryota, Metazoa, Chordata, Actinopteri, Cypriniformes, Cyprinidae. Gene Ontology annotation, molecular function: G protein-coupled receptor activity; complement receptor activity. The record is from RefSeq and is a predicted model, not a curated record. Bases 85 to 1059 code for a protein of 324 amino acids. The transcript has 3 exons. Gene Ontology annotation, cellular component: plasma membrane. Gene Ontology annotation, biological process: phospholipase C-activating G protein-coupled receptor signaling pathway; complement receptor mediated signaling pathway; inflammatory response.
AAAUGACAUUGUAGUCAUACAAAGCUCCCGUUGACUCUUUCACAAAGGAUUACAGCAGCAGUCUUUCUAUUCUGAGAAAACAGAAUGAACUCCAACACAACUUUGACUGAAGACAUUGUGCAUAAGGUCAACAUUGUCUCGCUCUCCUUCAUUGUUUUCUUUGGGACCAUUGGGAACUCUUUGGUCAUCUGGGUGGCCGGCUUCCGCAUGAAACCCACCGUCACAAAUGUUUGGCUGGUCAAUCUCGCUGUAGCAGACCUGAUCUUCUGCCUGACACGAGUCAUUUCUCUCAUCAAAAACAUUUUCUAUAACUACUGGACAUUUGGAGUCUUUCUGUGCAAGUUCAAUGGUUUCUUCAAGUAUGCCAACAUGUUCUGCAGUGUUUUUCUUCUGGCUGUCAUCAGUAUGGAUCGAGCGCUCUGCGUUUGCCGGCCAGUGUUGACCAGAAAACGACGAACGUUAUGUGCUGCUCGUGUGGUCAGUGUGGGAGUUUGGAUUGUGGCGGUGAUGUUCAGCUCACCGUACUUUGCGUACCGACAAGUUUUUCCUGACAAGCACAACUUGAGCCAAUGCUCACUAAAGGAGGAUGAAGCAGCACAAGCAGGUGACAUUUCAUCAAAGUACGUCUACUACUGCAUUCGUUUCAUCUGUGGAUUUUUGCUGCCCUUCUUGGUCAUCCUUAUCUGUUACAUACUAGCUGCUGUUGGGAUACGCAGAACGCGGCUCUCUGGAAAAUCAAGGCCUCUUCGGGUUCUUGCUGUAUUGGUCUGUGCUUUUUUCUUAUGUUGGGCCCCGUACCAUUUUCUAGGGCUGGUCAAGUUGGUGAAUGAAGACAACAAAGCUGUAAAAGAAGGAUGGGCUAUGGCUUCAAACUUGGCCUAUUUCAACAGCUGCGUGAACCCCGUGCUGUAUUUCUGCAUGGGACUGGAUGUUAACCGACGCUGCGACCAAAGUUUGUCUGUGAUUUUUCGCAGGGCGCUAACGGAGGAAGGCCAAAGUCUCUCACGGCAAGUCAGUAGAGAAGAAAGCUGUAAUUCUAUUCCAAAGACUGAAGUGUGAUACUAAUAUUUAAGAUAACUUUUCAUAAGCAAGUUUUAAAUGAAAUUGAUAGCAUGAAAAUGUUUCUUUCCUGUGUGCAUUGUAUCCUCUGCAGUUUCAAUUAAAAAGACAUCACAUCUGGAAGAUGAAGCCAGAGCCACAUAAACAUAUUUAAUGUACUUAACCAUUAUUGUUAUUUGUCAAACAACU